GAAGACUAUUCCUUGCACGAUUGUGAUCCAGUAGCUGAAUGUUUCAGCGAGCAACCAGGCUAUUUUCAAUGCCGUUGCCCUAAAGGUUUUGUUGAUCUUUCAAAGGAUAGUCGAUUUCCUGGUCGAAAAUGCAAAAAAAUUGUGAAUGAAUGCGCUUUGGGAACUCAUGAUUGCGAUGGAAACGCGGAUUGCAUUGAUACUCCAGAAAGUUUUUCAUGCAAAUGCAAAUCUGGCUGGUCUGAUAUUAGUGCUAAUCCGAAACUUUCACCAGGUAGAACCUGUAAACGAGCCAAUCUAUGCGCAAGUGCUAACUGUGCUGUUGAAGCUGAAUGCCACGAAACACAAUAUGGCCCAGUAUGUGAAUGCAAUUCUGGAUAUAUCGAUAUAUCAAGACAGCAUGGAUUAUCGCCUGGCCGAGUUUGUCGCAAAGUAAUUAAUGAAUGCGCAACUGGCAAGCACGAUUGCUCACCAUCGGCGUCUUGCAUAGAUACGGCAGAUUCUUUUACUUGUCGAUGUCGUGAUGGUUAUCGUGAUGAAAGUUCGGAUUCGAUUAAUCGUCCUGGUCGCACCUGUGUCAAAGCUCCAGCACCUGAUCCACCAGAAUGUGAUGUGAAUGAUCCGCUGAGUUGUGAUGCUCAUAAAAAAGAAGUUUGUCUCUUCAUCAAUGGCACAUAUAAAUGUCAGUGUGCAGCCGGACGUGAUCGUUUGCCAGAUGGACGCUGCCUUGUCAUCAAUGAGUGUAAAGAUAGCCGUCUUAAUGAUUGUUCCUUAGAUGCGGAUUGUGUUGAUCAAGCAGAAGGAUAUAUAUGUCGGUGCCGAAAUGGCUUCGCUGAUAUUUCACCGCCUGGCAAAACUGGGAGAAUAUGUCAUCGUCGAAUUAAUGAAUGUUCAAACCCAACAAAAUACAAAGUAGACUGUGAUCAGAAUGCAAUAUGUGUUGAUACCGAAGAUGGCUUUACUUGCAGAUGCCGACCUGGAUAUGCUGACAUAUCAUCUUCAUUCAGUCGCCUUCCUGGACGUCGUUGUAUUGAAGCUAUCAAUGAAUGUCUCGAUGCUAAAUUGAAUGAUUGUUCGGAAAAUGCCAUUUGUGAAGAUGCUAAAGAAGGAUAUAUAUGUACUUGCCGUACUGGUUAUGUAGAUGCUUCACUCAAUAUUACUCACUAUCCUGGUCGUGUGUGUCACAAACCUCGCGAAGAAGCUCAAAAAGAUAUAAAAGAGUCGCAAAGCCAACUGCAUCUUUGCGAUCCAAAAAAUCCAAAAUGUGGUCAAAAUGAAAUUUGCACUGAUCGUAAAGUUCGUGGACAAUUCAUUUGCGAAUGCAAUCCAAACGCCUUCCGUUUUACUGAUGGUACUUGCAGAUUGUAUUCAGCUUGUACUAGUGAUAAUAAGUGUGAUAAAAAUGCAUUAUGUUUAAAUGCAUUUGAUACGUAUAAAUGUCAGUGCAGGCCUGGAUUUAUUGAUAUGUCACCAGAUCCAGAAAAUAAGCCUGGCAGAUUAUGUAAAGAGCUCGUCAAUGAGUGUGCAACUGGUGCCCAUGAUUGUUCAUCGUAUGCAAUUUGUGAAGAUGCUACAGAUGGAUUUAUGUGUUAUUGUAAAGAAGGAUUUGUUGAUACUUCCUCCCAGUUUCAUCUUGCUCCAGGUCGUCGAUGUACAAGCAAUGAAUGCGCUGAAAGUUCAUUAAACACGUGUGAUGAAAAUGCGGAUUGUAUUGAUACAGCGGAUUCAUAUGCUUGUCAGUGUUUUGCUGGAUUCGUUGAUGUGUCAUCAAGUGCAAAUCUUCCACCUGGCCGCGUCUGCACCCUGCAGACUACAUGUCCGAAACAAAAAACAGAUUUGAUGUUUCUUAUUGAUGGUUCUGGCUCGAUCGGCUCAUAUGUCUUCAAAAAUGAGGUACUUAGAUUUAUACAAGAAUUCAUAGAGCUUUUCGAUAUUGGUUUGGACAAUACGAGAGUUGGACUUAUUCAAUAUUCAGAUCAAAUAAGGCAUGAAUUUGAUCUAAAUCAAUAUGCCGAUAAGGCGUCAGUUCAUCAAGCCAUAUCGCAAGUGCAGUAUCUCACUGGUCUAACAAGGACUGGUGCAGCGAUUCAACACAUGGUAAUGGAAGGAUUUUCACAACGACGUGGUGCUCGCAUAAAAAGCGAUAAUGUUACGCGUGUAGCAAUCGUGAUUACUGAUGGUCGUAGUCAAGACAAUGUUACGGAACCAGCUAUGGCGGCAAGAAAUUUAAGUGUAAACAUGUUUGCAAUUGGAGUAACUGACCAUGUUUUAGCAUCUGAGCUAGAAUCAAUUUCUGGAUCACCAGCACGAUGGUUUUAUGUCGAUCGUUUCAAAGAUUUAGAUACGAGACUGCGUUCGCUGAUUCAAAAAGCUGCUUGCCCAUCAUUAGGACCUAAAACUCAACUACCUUCAGGUUGCAAUCCUGUAGUGCAAACUGGCUGCAAUCGUGCUUUGAAUGAAAUUUGUGUUAAGAAUGUCAAUAACUGUCAAUGCCCUGAUGGAUUUCAUCGUCAUCCUAUAUCUCGUGUCUGUGGUGGUGAUCAGUGCAAUCCGCAACUGCCCACCUCAUGCCCUGAUCCUGAAAUCUGUACUAUUACACCAUUUUCCAACUACCGCUGUGUUUGCCCAAAAGGCUUUCUAAGGGAUCAUCGUAGUGGCAUCUGCUUAUCAAUCGAGGAACAGCAUCAACCGACUGUUCUUCCAUCACUGGAUGCCGACUGUAAAAAUGGCGGUAUUAAAUGUUCAACUAAUGAAUACUGCGUUCAGGAUUGUCAAUGUAUACUUGAUUAUGAGCGAAAUCGACGAACAGGCGAAUGUAGUGCUCCAGGUUCUUGUGAUCCAACAGUUUCAAAUCCUUGUGAUAUUAGGAAACGAGAGAAAUGUUUGUUGCAUGUCUCAGGACGAUAUCAUGCAUGCCAAUGUGAACAAAGUGAAAAACGCCAUCCUGUCACUGGCAUUUGCCUGCAAGAUGAAUGCUCAUUGGGAAUGCACGAUUGUGAUAAAACAGCACGAUGUAUAGAUACUGACGAUGGAUAUUUAUGCGCUUGUCAAGCUGGUUAUUUGGAUCAAAGUUCUGAUCAAGUUAAUAAACCUGGAAGGAAAUGUACUGCUGAGCGGAAUGAAUGUGCAGAUGGCACACAUAAAUGUUCGCCAAAUGCUAUUUGCACAGACACAGUUGAGGGAUAUGUUUGUCGAUGUAAGCCAGGAUAUGUAGACUUUUCUCCAAAUCCUCACAGUUUUGGUGGAGUUGUAUGUAAAGAAAUAAUGAAUGAAUGCUUAAACCAAGCCUUAAAUACUUGUCAUAAAGAUGCGAUUUGUAUCGACACAGUCGAUUCCUACAAAUGCAUCUGUAAAAACGGAUAUAUUGAUCUGGAUGAAUUGCGUAAUCCUGGACGGCAAUGUAAAAAAGAACAAAACAAUCGGUGUUCAGCUGGUAAUAACGAUUGUGAUAGGAAUGCGAGAUGUAUUCAACGAGGAAAGAAUGAUUACGAAUGUGCUUGCUUGGCGGGUUAUCGUGAUAAAAGUCCAAAUCCAUCAAAACCCGGACGCGUUUGUAUUCCACUUAUUCCUGAAUGUGAUAACCCAACUCUGAACGACUGCGACUCGCCAGAUCGUGCAAUAUGCACGGAUACUGAUGAAGGAUAUAUUUGCCGCUGUCGUCAAGGAUUUUUGGAUAUUUCACCAAAUAUUGCUGAGAAACCCGGAAGGCUCUUGGAAGACGAAUGUGCAAAAGGCACAGAUGAUUGUGCUCGUGAUGGCGGAAUAUGUGAAGACACUCCGGAUUCAUUCACUUGCCGAUGUGCGAUUAAUUAUCUUGAUGUUUCAUUUGACAGACAAAAGCGGCCAGGCCGUAAGUGCAAAAGACUUGUCGAUGAAUGUAGAACGGGACAAAAUGAUUGUUCACCGGAGGCGAUUUGCACUGAUACUGAAGAUUCAUAUAUCUGUGCAUGUCCGCCUGGUCAUAUUGAUGUUUCUCCAGAUACCAUUCAUUUACCAGGCAGACGCUGCCUAUUGCGAAUAAACGAAUGCAAAGAAAACAAAAAUGAUUGUUCUCCGAAUGCGGAUUGUAUCGACACUGCUGAAUCGUAUUCUUGUAAAUGUCGUGAUGAUUUUGUCGAUGAAUCGCCUGACCGAAAUCGACCGGGGAGAAUUUGUAAACCAGCGCUUGUCGAUGAAUGUCGUCUUGGUAAACACGAUUGUCACAAAAACGCAAUAUGUCAAGAUUUAUCUCAAGGAUACUCUUGCCAUUGCAAAUCGGAAUAUAUUGAUGAAAGCCCAAAUCGUGUCUCUUUGCCGGGUCGUGUUUGCGUUGCACGUCCCACUCCACCACCUGAGGAAUGUCGUGUAGAUAGCUCAUCCUCAUGCAAAGUAGAACUUAACGAGGUAUGUCGGCUUAUAAAUGGAGUCGCAAAAUGUGCAUGUCCAAUAAAUUAUAAGCGAGAUCCAUCAACAAAAUCGUGUACAGUAAUUAAUGAAUGCAAUUUCCCUCAAUUAAUUGAUUGUCAUCCAAGCGCCGAAUGCAUCGAUCAACCAAAUUCUUAUACUUGUCGAUGUUUAAAAGGCUUCAAAGACGUUUCCCCACCUAAUAAACCUGGUCGCAUAUGUCAAGCAUAUAUCAAUGAAUGCCAAUUUCCACAUUUAAAUGAUUGCCAUCAAAAUGCAGAAUGCAUUGAUAAGGAAGAUGGAUAUGAAUGUAAAUGUUAUCAAGGAUUUAAAGAUGGUUCUCCAGAUCGGCCAGGUCGUUUAUGCAAGCAGAUGAUUAAUGAAUGCGCGAAAUCAAGUUUAAACAGCUGCGAUAAAAAUGCGAAAUGCAUCGAUUUGGAUGAAGGAUAUCGCUGUGAAUGUAAGGAAAAUUUUCUUGAUGUUUCACCUUCCCCAACAUUCCGAGGUCGAGCAUGUAAGCGAAUCAUUAACGAAUGUGCUGAUUCGAAGUUAAAUGACUGUGAUAAAAUGGCGAAAUGUGUAGAUACAACAGAUUCAUAUCUGUGUCAGUGCCCUGCGAAUUCGAGAGACAUUUCCCCAAAUCCUGCUUUUUCUGGUCGAUUGUUCUUAUUCAUCACUUUAGUCGAAAACGAAUGCCUAAAUGGUAAACACGAUUGUGAUCCUAACGCUAUAUGUCGUGACAAUGAACAGUCAUUCACUUGUGAAUGCGCUCAAGGGUUCGCCGACAGAUCACCAAAUCAAUUAAAUAGACCUGGAAGAGUUUGCAUUCAGCUGGUUGAUGAAUGCGCUACUGGAAGGCAUACGUGUAGUGCACAAGCCGAAUGUCGGGAUUUGGAGGAAGGUUAUACAUGUGAAUGUAAGGACGGUUAUGUUGAUCGUUCGCCUAAUCUAAUGACUCAACCUGGUCGUGUUUGCGGUACUCCAGAGGUUUGUCCAUCAAAUCAUGAAUGUAGUUCAGCAGCUACUUGUGAGCCAUUAGGUGGAAAUGCUUAUGAAUGUACAUGCAUUCAAGGUUAUAUCGACCAGUCUCCUGAAGGCAAAAAAGGGCGAAUUUGUGUCCGAAAUAAUGCAUGUCGAGAUUCUCGAUUAAACAAUUGUUCACGAAAUGCAAUUUGUUAUGACGAACUGAAAGGAUAUCGUUGUGAAUGUACUCGGGGCUUUAUCGAUCGUUCGCCGAUACCAUCGUUAUCUGGUCGUGUGUGUGAACCACCCACACCUCCAAAGUCGCCUCCACGUCAUCCUUGUCAAGAUCCGCUGUUGAAUGACUGCCAUCCAGCUGGCACAUGUCGUGCUACGGGAAAUCAAUCUUAUACUUGUGAAUGUUUGAAAGGUUACGCCGAUAAAUCUCCAGAUAUUAGAAAUAAACCUGGUCGGCUAUGCAUUGUAAAUGAGCCGAUAUGUUUGGAUUCUAGUCAAAAUGAUUGCCAUCCAGCAGCAAUUUGUAGUGAAACAGAGAAACCAGAAAAGUACACAUGCCGUUGUCGCGAUGGGUAUAUUGAUCAGUCACCGGACAAAAUUAAUCGACCAGGUCGGAUAUGCAUUGAACAGUUAAACGAAUGUCUUGAUCGUUCACUUAACGAUUGUGAUCCACUCGCAAUUUGCCAAGAUCUGCCAGAUGGAUAUACUUGUCGUUGUCCUGUAAGCGCUGAAGAUCGUUCACCUGACCUAAAAAGACCAGGACGAAAAUGUUUCCAGCAAAUUGAUGAGUGCCGAAGUCCUGCUCUCAAUAAUUGUUCUAGAUUCGCUGAUUGUAUAGAUCGUCCGGAAGGUUACGAUUGUCGUUGUCGUGAAGGUUAUCAUGAUGAUAAUCCGACGCACCCGGGCACAGUUUGUAACUAUAUAAUAAAUGAAUGUGAAUCGACUAAUCUUAAUGAUUGUGAUCGCCAUGCAGAAUGCAUUGAUCUUGCUGGAGGAUACAAUUGUCGUUGUAAAUCACCGUAUCGUGAUGAAUCACCAGCGGGACAACCGGGUCGUAUCUGUCGGCUUAAUGAAUGUUUAGAGCCAACUAUAAACAAAUGUGAUAAGAAUGCUGUUUGCAAAGAUUUAGAUGAUGGAUAUAUAUGUCACUGCAAACUCGGUUUUUAUGAUAAUUCACCAAGUCCAUUGGAACCUGGGCGUAUUUGCAUAGCUUUCCAGCAAGAAAAUUUGAUCAAAACAAUUCCACAAGAUGCUCCACGAGUUGAUGGAAUCCCUUGUGGUAGAAAUGAAGUUUGUUUGAUUGCUCGAAAUGAAGUUUGUGUUGGAGGACUCAGAUGUAUGUGCCGACCCGGUGAAGCACGUAAUUCAGCAGCUGAUCGAUGUCAACCAGUAGAAAAGAUACCUCUAUCAAUACGAGUACUAACGAGAGAUUCAGAACCGCUGUUGUACAGUAGUGAAUAUGGAAACUCGGAUAACAUUCCUUAUGUUGAAAUAACACACCUAUUUUCCAAUGAUUUAGGUAGAACAAUUGGUAGCACGUCUUAUGCACCAAGAUAUGUUGCUACAGAUGUCAAUUACAUCACUCAUCCAAAAACAGUCAAUAGUUCUUGGCCCAAUGGCCUUUUAUUCAAUUUUACGAUCGCUUUGACACCUAGUUCUUCGACUGACCAAUGUAAUUUAUGGGAUCAGUUGAUGCAAUCAUUGCAACGAACAAAUGGAGCUAUAGGUGGUGGCGCACUCCGUGUGGCACCUGACGUUGACCAGUUAGAUCCAUGCCGCCCACCAGAAAUACGUGGAGAAAUAUGUGGACAAUCUUAUUGUAAUAUGGAACUUGGCGAGAUUUGCAUUGCUGGAUCCGUUUGUGGUUGUGCACACGGCGAAAAACGUGGAACAUUAAAUGAUCCUUGUCGAGCUGUUGAAUCAUGGAGCAUAAUUUUGUGGGUGAUUAGAAAGGAUACUGAAGUUCUUAUUUAUAAUGAAACAUUUGCUAAUCCAGUUCAUCCUCUCAACAAAGAAUAUGUUCGACGAUUCGAAAGUGGUAUAUCGCAAUGUUAUUCCCAAACUUUAUUAAAAAAUUCAUUUAUAUCUGCCGAGGUAAACGAAAUUGUUGAUCCAGUGAUUAUAAAUGCCACAUGGGACCGAGGUAUUGUAUUCAAUUCCACGGUACACUUUCGCAAAGGAACUAUACAGAUCACAUCUGAUGUCUAUUAUAUGCUCGUUCGUCACAUUAUUGAUCAAAACAAUUAUCAAAUAGGAAGAAGCAGCCUAUUUUUGAAUCCAUAUCAACCUGAUCCUUUCAGAGCAUGCUUUAAGAAUAACUGUCAUCCGAAAGGCAUUUGUAUCGACCUAGGCCCAAAUGCAUACCGAUGUGAGUGUGGAUCUGGAUAUAGAGAUCUCAGCCCAACUGAUCCAGGUCGGCGAUGCUUACCGAAUGUUGGAUAUAAUGAAUGUGAACGAAAGGAAGACAAUGAAUGUUCAGAAAAUGCUCGAUGCAUAGAUCAAAUGCACUUGUACAGAUGCGAAUGCUUACCUUCAUUUACGGAUGCUUCGCCUCCAGGUAGAAUACCUGGUAGCACUUGUGUUCUGGACUAUUGUUCUGACGUAAAUUUCUGUCCUGCAAACACAUCAUGUGUGAAUCAAGAACAACAAGCUGUUUGUCAGUGUGAUUCAGGUUUCGUCGACAUACGGAAGAGUGAGAAAAGAACUCAGUUUUAUAAAUCUGAUACUCUGUGUCUGAAAUUGCGAGAUGUUGAUGAAUGUGCUCUUGGUUUAACUAAUUGCUCAGGAGUAGCUGAAUGUAGCGAUAAAGCAUUUGGCUAUGAAUGUAACUGUCCUGAAGGAUAUAUUGAUGGCAAUCCAGAUGAGCCUGGACGUGUCUGUGGUGCACUUCUCUGUGAUUUGUGCAAUUCACAUGGAGAUUGCGUUCAUAAUUCUCUAACUAAUAAUAUUACUUGUAUUUGUAGUGAUGGAUGGACAGGAGAAUUUUGUGAUAUUGCUCCAUCUAACGCUUCAUUAAUCUUACCAAUAAUUCUCGCAAUUCUCUUUUUACUUCUUACACUAUGUUGCCUUCUUUAUUUUUGCACAAAAUGUGUUUGCUUCAAAGGACGCAGUCUGUGGUACCGAGAACCAUUUACUUAUCGUAAAGGAGGAUGGCCAUGGUCAACCCUUGGAGCUUCUACUUCAAGCGAUAGUGGUGCAGAUUUCUCCGGAAUGAGUGCAGCAGGACAUGAAUAUUAUCCAGAAAUAGGUAUUCCUCGAGCAAAGCUCAAAGGAGGAUCGAAUGAUGAUCGGCAAGCUCAGUCGGCAGUAAUCGCCUCACGUCUUAACAACUAUCUCGACGAAGGCUUGCGGAUUCCACGUGCUCAUCUUGAUAACUUCGAUUCAACAUCAGAAUCUUCAAGUGAAUAUACUAUUCGUGAAGAAAUUGAACGACGUGUUACAACUGACGUUAUGAAAACGGAGACUCGAAAAACAAUCACAACUGCGGAUGUACAUGGUACCACUGCAGAGUUUCACGUUUAUCCUCCUAUCGAGCUCUCGGCUGAAUCUCAUUCAUCAUCUCAGGUAACUAAAUCAAGUGAUUUUAAGAUGAUGAUAAGUGCUAAUACUUCGUCAUAUAUGGAUAAAGAUGAACAGGAGCGAUGUGAAAGUGUAGCUGAAUUCAGUGUUGGUAAAACUGGACAUAACCACUGGAAUAACUUACAUAUGCGAGGCCAACGAGUUUCUCAAAUCAGUGCGGAUCGUGAUUUGGAAUCGCUUUCAAGUGAUUCAGUUAUCGAAGAUGGCAAAUAUGAUAAGAAAACUUUAGUGAAAAGAUCACAUAAUUAUGAGCCAUCACCAGAUGGCGAUACUCAGCGUUUUCGUACAGAAGUUACCACAUCAACUGUAUCAAAAGAAACAUCGAAAUAUUAA
Messenger RNA from Dracunculus medinensis (Guinea worm), 9270 nucleotides. The record is from the annotation of a GenBank genome assembly. NCBI's taxonomy places the organism in Eukaryota, Metazoa, Nematoda, Chromadorea, Rhabditida, Dracunculidae.